AUGAAAAAUAGCCAAAAAUCCAAUUUAUUUGGUGAAAAACGAUUUAAGAUUGACUUAUACUCAAGAAACUCAGAUCCUCAAACUCUCUCAAAUUUUCUAUCAUUCCACAAUUUUAGUGGAAAAAAAGUAGAUAUAAUAUGAUAUAACUUUAAAAGACCUGCCCCCGAGAAUAAUGUCUUGGAUUCUUUUAACUAUUCAAAAAGCAAUCGUUCCUGAAUAAUUGAACUUGCCAAAAAUUUCAAAAUUAUUUCUUCAGGGGCCACUUCUUGAGGGUCAAAUGCUGUAUUUUUUGAAGAUUUCGUGUAUAUGUUUGGUGGAGGUUAUAAUGGGCGUACUGAAAGGAAAGCGAAAAGAUUAGAUUUAGUCAAAAAUAAAUUGGAAACUUUGAUGCCGAUUCCUGAGCCUUCUAAAUAUUGCUCCUGUGUAGUUUUUUGUAAUAAAAUUCUUAUAUCAGGCCAAUAUUUUGAAGAUUUGUUUUUAUAUGAUAAACUGCAUAAUAUUAUUUAUUCUUUUUAAUUAUUUGGAUUUUGCUUUAAACCAAUAUUUGGAUUUAACCCUUAAACAAUAUAGAGCAGCAUACAAUAAUUGAUACUUAUCAUGCUUUACUCCUAGGAGUAAUAAAAAAUUCACCAAAAAUCGUUUGCACAGGAAACAGCCGAGGGUAUAUUUUUGAUACAUGAGGCUAUUACUACGAAAGUAACCAAAAUGAUGAAUAUGCCUGGAAUAGUCUUGGGCAUACUUUUAUUAUUUCUGAGUAUACUUGUCUUCAUCUAUGUAAAGUUUAUGGUUGAAACUCUAUUUAUUUGCUUGCUAAUUCUAGUAUUUAUCGUUUUGAUUUAUCACAAAACGAACUUGUGAAGCUUGAAUAUAAGGAUAAUAUUUAA
Messenger RNA from Blepharisma stoltei, 884 nucleotides. Lineage: Eukaryota; Ciliophora; Heterotrichea; Heterotrichida; Blepharismidae. The record is from the annotation of a GenBank genome assembly.